Messenger RNA from Aspergillus vadensis CBS 113365, 1984 nucleotides. RefSeq lists its product as uncharacterized. The record is from RefSeq and is a predicted model, not a curated record. Bases 138 to 1799 code for a protein of 553 amino acids. The transcript is spliced from 3 exons. NCBI's taxonomy places the organism in Eukaryota, Fungi, Ascomycota, Eurotiomycetes, Eurotiales, Aspergillaceae.
UCGACGUCACACCCCACCAGCCUAUUCAUCUGACCUCUACUACUAUACUAUCCACGCACACAGCAAAUUGCCCAUAAUCAAAGAAGAGGGAGGCGGGAUAUAGGCGGAGCAGAAACAUAACCAAAAAAAUCACCGCCAUGUAUUCCUCCUAUCCUAGAGGACGUCACCUCCUCACCGAUUCGGAGUCUGAGUUCUCCGAAUCGGAUUACUCCAUGGUAGAGACGACUCCACGCCGGAAAGUCACUACUCGUCGACGCUCCAUCUCCCGCCACCGCUGGAGCCCCGAACACAUCCAUAGUAACACCUACCUCAGCCCCGUGAUCCAUGACCACCACGCGCCUCAACGCUCCGCCUCCACGGGCGCCCGUCGUCGCCCCGAUCGUGAGCGCGAGCGCGAACGCAACAACAACCAGCCCGUCGCCGUCAUCGUCGACGUCCAUAACAAGUAUGACGCCAAAGCCGACGCCAAGACAGAUGCGAAGAGCGAUGCCAAGAAUGACGCUCGGAACAAGAGUGCCACCAAGAACCGGAAACAGGAACAUAAGAUGCAGCAGAACUACAUCGAUCCCUACGAGUCGGAGGAUGAGACCAGGUUGCGGGAUCAUCGCCGAGCUCGCACUCGCCCGAGUAGUAUCUCCCGGGAGGCGUCACCGCUUCCACCUACAAGGGACUAUGAGCUGAUGCUCGAUACGCGGUUCCUCGAGAGGAAUGACGCCCGUCAGGACCUUGAGCUCCUGCGUCAUCAGCAGGAGAUCGCCCGUCUAGAGCGGGAGCUGGCUCGUCAUCGUGAAACUUCCCAGCAUCGUCAACAGCAGCUGCAGCCGCAGCCGCUGCAGCCUCCCCCGCCUCCGCCGGCACCGGAGCAUGAGCACCGCUCACCUCCUCCUCACCAUCACCACCAUGAGCUCCGGCUGCUGAGGGAGGAGGACCUAUACGAGGACGAGAUCAGUGAGCGGCUGCGACGGCUGGAACGGUACGAGAAGAAGCAGCGCAUGGAAGAAGAGCAGCGUGAGGCAGAGCAUCGCUACCAACUGAUCAAAUUCGAAGAGGCCCAGCGGAAGGCUGCCGAGCAGGAGGAGCUCAGCCAGAAGAUGCGUCAACGGCAGCUGGAAGAGAUCCAGCGCAAGAUGGAAGAGGAGGAGGAGAAGGAGCGCAUCAGGAAAGAGCUUCGUGAUGAAGAGGCCAGGCGGAUCCUGGCUGAGCAGGAGCGCGCCCGCAAAGAAGCUGCGAUGAAGCAGGCCGCUAUCGAGGAGUGGAAGCUCAACGAGGAGCGGAGAAUGAUUGCCGAACGGGAAGAAAGAAAGAGACGUGACGCCGAAUUCAAGGAGAGACUACGACUCGAGUUCGGCUACGACGAAGAGCAGCUAGAGAAGAUUAUCAAGAAGGAGAAGGAACCCGAGAAGCCCAAGGAGCCAGAAAAGCCCAAGGCCGAGCCUGAGAAGCCAAAGGAACCUGAAAAGGAGAAGGAGAAGGAGAAAGAGAAAGAAAAGGAACCUGAGCCCCAACGGACUACCUGGAUCAAGGUCCACCGCAAACAUCUUCUCCCCGACACACUCAUUGCCUACCGUCUACCCUGGGACUGGGACGAGCUCGACGGCAACUACAUCAUCAUCAAGCAGUGGAUCUCCGAGGAUUUCCAGGAGGAGCUCUUCGCUCACACGCGGCGUCUGCGUGAGGGCAAGCUUGUUGCUCAGCACUCGAGCACCCUGACCGAGCUGAAGGUGAAUGAUCGAAAGAAGGACAAAAUGUACCUGGUCCGCAAGAAGAACCCUGGUGCACGUGCUUGGAUCUUCACUUGAUCCCGCAGAUUUUGACGCGCUACGAAGUGUGAUACCACGUUUUGAUUAGUCUGGUUUGGUUCUUGCUUUCUCUUGCCUCGUCUGUCAAUAUUUUGUUCUCUUGUUCAUUUUCACGGCUAUCCUAUACAAGAUCAUGUUGGCAUGAUGAUUUAUCGAGUCAUGAUGUUUUCAUUUUUCGUUCCAUG